GGCACACCAGCCCACAGAGUCCAUCGAUAGUCACGCAACAACGACGGCAAAGCAGGGAAACGAGGUCGCGCAGCUGUGGUGGCAGUGACACACGCGGAUUGCGACAGUGCGCUGCAUUUGUCACACCCGCCGAUGCGUGUAGUCGUAGUAGAGAGUGAGCGCCGUCGCUGAGCAGCAUGGCAGCGGCGCACGUGCUUGACUAUGUGCUCUACGCGGUGAUGAUGGCACUGGGCGUGGCGCAGGGCAUAUACGUUUCGUGUCGCAAGCGCCACGGCCACGACGUGAGCCGUGAGGCCUUCCUGGGAGACCGCAGCCUGGGCGUACUCCCGCUAGCCGUGUCAGUGCUCGUCUCCACCGCCUCGCCACUCGGACUGGUGGCCCUGACAGCGCACUUCUACGCCUACGGUCUGCACCUCGCCUGGAACUUGCUCAUCACUGUGGCGGCAGUACCGCUCGUCGUGUACUGCGUUGUGCCCGUCUUCUACAGGCUCGGCGUCACCUCCGUCUUCGAGGCAAGCGCUGUCAAGGGCUUCCCGCGUCCAGCGGGGCCCACGCGCGUUCGAGUGAAAUGUUUGUAUAAGGGCACUUGCGCAAAGCCUUCAUGUGUACAUGCAGAGCGCGUCGAAGUUCGAGAGCGCGCACUGCGAAAAGAAUUGAGUGCAGGGAGUGACAACCACCGUGCGUACUCUUAACGUGUGUUCAAGUUCCUGCCCGAUUACUGCCGCGCUUUCAUAGCACUUGCUCUUUCAGGCCCGUAUGUUGUAUCUAACAGCGUGGCCUCUUAACAUUACGCAACGCUGUGCGCAGGCAUCUAUAAACAUGGAGCCUCAAAGACCGUCGUUUAAAACUCUUCGUUGUUUCUCACGUGCACGCGUUUUCAAAACAAAUGCCCCUCUGGCCGGCGAUGUGCUGCGGGGAGUCAUACCAUUGUCUCCACGUCUGCCACCCCAUAGUCAUAAAGCAACUGGCUCACAAUAUAAAUGCGUCACAAUAUCUUGGCAUGGCUGCAUCACCAAAUAAUGCCACCUGAGAAAAAAUGUCGGAAUCAAAUGGGCUUUAAAGGCGCUUUAGGCGCUUUAAAUGUCGCAACCAAAGGGGCCUUAAACCUGGCGCCAAAUAGAUUGCUGUGCCACUUGGUGACGAAAAGGUGAAUCACGUCUCGCGUCUCACGUUACUUGGCACGAUUAUAAAGGUCAUGUGUGUUCAAGAGCUGCAGAUUUAAGUUUGUGUAUUGUUUCAAUUUGUACGCAUUUUUUCGCGAAUUGUUCAGCAAAACUGCUUCUUUAUAACGCCACUUUUUGAAAUCGAAAAUUGACUUGACAACUAAACAAUUUGUGACGCUGGGAAGUUAGAACAUUGAACAUGUGAAUUGUUGGCAACAUUAGCGCGAUCUUCUAAAGCAUUUUUUUUAUUCUCAAAGAAAUACAUGGUGCUCCUUAGAAAACAGGAAUAAACAUGUGUUUUCUUUGGA
Rhipicephalus microplus (southern cattle tick) is the source of this 1471-nucleotide messenger RNA. Its product is annotated as sodium-dependent multivitamin transporter-like. Lineage: Eukaryota; Metazoa; Arthropoda; Arachnida; Ixodida; Ixodidae. The record is from RefSeq and is a predicted model, not a curated record.